AUGGAAGGCCGGCAACGCACUCGUAAUUGGUGUUGCAUUAGGCAACCCGCUGCACGUUUGCCGUACUAUGACAAAAAAAACUGGUUAAGGUUUUCUCAGUUCAUUCUCGAGGUGGAGCCAGCUGACCAGUUAAUGUCUGGAUCCACGCGGCGCAUCGUGUCUGGCCACAACACCUCCAUCGCCGCGGUGCCCUGGCAGGUCUCACUGCGGGAGAAGACGUACCCUAUAUGCGGAGGUUCAGUCGUCACUGAUAUCUGGUUGCUUACUGCUGCUCAUUGCCUGUUAAGAGCUCGAGCGAGUGAACUGAGCGUGCGAUUAGGCUCAUCGUGGAAGACACAUGGAGGGGAGAUGUAUGACGUCAAGGAGUGCUACGUGCACCCUCGUUACGUCAGCAAGACCAAGACUAAUGAUGUCGGCUUGGUGCGGCUGUACUCCCCACUGCGUUUCUCAUCCAGAGUACUCCCGAUAAGACUGGUAGCAAGAGAAGCCAGGCUGCCAGCUAAUGAACCUGCCAUUGUCAGCGGUUGGGGUAAACUAAAGGAAGGUGGUCCGAGUGCAACCUACCUACAGUCCUCCACAAUCAAGACUAUAGCCAUGAAGCUGUGUCGUCGUUCGGGCCUCGACAGGAAGGCCAUUGACCCCGCCUCCAUGUUCUGCGCGGGCUCCUUCAGCCAAGCAUCACCUGACGCCUGCCAGAACCAAAAAGACUUCCACACAGACUCAGGACUACAAAUUGUGAUCCGGAUAAAGUCACUGCAACAACCCUUCAGAAACUUUAUGUCGGCGAACGAGCAGACGGAUUACCUGAUGGGUGAUAGUGGGGGCCCCAUAGUGUAUGAGGGUGUUCUCAUCGGUGUGGUGUCCUGGGGACUCGGCUGUGCACGUGGAAACUUUCCAGGAGUUUACAGCCGUCUGUCCUACCCGCUCAUUUACGACUGGAUCCAUGACCACAUCACGAAGAAGUUGGAAAAUAACACCGCUUUGUAA
Messenger RNA from Spodoptera exigua (beet armyworm), 987 nucleotides. The record is from the annotation of a GenBank genome assembly. Lineage: Eukaryota; Metazoa; Arthropoda; Insecta; Lepidoptera; Noctuidae.